AUGAGUACGCGUUGGGCCGCCGCGACAGCAGUGACUUUUAGCGGAGACAAUCUGCCGCCAAAACAAGUGUCGUGUAUAGCUACGAUCUCUUGGAAUUCACUAGCCAUGGCGCUGUUGUGCUACAUGUGGGUGGGACUGCUGAGCUUGGGCUUCGUCAACUCUGAGAACACGACGCUGGUGGAGGAAACGUGCCACCAGGAGCCGUGGCAACCGGGCCCGUGGGGCGCUCUGUUGGAGGACUGGGCCACGUCUGAACCCGUCUACUCCGAAAGGCAUGGUCGCAUCAUGGCGUUGCCGCCAACAAAGGGCUACUACGUGACGGAGCGAAUAGACGGGCCCCUGACGCCGCCACCGCCACCGCCAGGGCCCCCAGACAACUACCCGCCGCCCGGGCGACCAGGGCCGCCUGGUCCGCCAGGUCCGCCGCCGCCAGGCCCGAAGCCACCCGGACCUGGUGGUCCUCCAGGGCCCAUGCGCACUCCCCUCGCGCCGCACAACUACAACGAGUGGUCGCCGCCCAGCGGUGGCAAGAUCGUCAACAGACCCAACUCCUACGACACGUUCAGACCGAGCUACCCGAUGGCAGGGCACCGCCCUCCUCGUCCGGCGGCGGACCGCGUGGACGAGCCGCCGCGCAAGCAGGUCUCCGAGACCGACCUCUACCUGCUCGGCGCCAUCGAGAAGCUGGUCUACCGCGUCGACCUCAUGGAGAAGAGGCUGCGCCGCAUGGAGGAGAACGUGCACUACUUGGUGGCCGGCGCUGACGCCGAACCGGAGCCGUGCCCGGGCAACUUCAGCCGCACCGGCGCCGGCUGCUUCCACUGGUCAGCCGAGGCGCUGGACUGGAAGGGGGCCAACCUCGCCUGCCGCAGGCUCAAGGCGGUGCUGCUCGAGCUGCCGGAGCCCAACGGCAAGCGGCAGCUGGUCUCCGCCAUCCUCGCCGACAAAGAGCGCAAGGGCAACGACUUCUGGACGGGCGGGCUGAACCCGGGGCUGCUGUGGAUCUGGGCGCACUCGGCGCGGCCCGUGGAGGGCAACAGCUCCAGCGAGGCCAGCGGCGCCAGCGCCAUCCCGGGCGAGGGCCGCUGCCUGGCGCUGGUGCAGGACGCGGCCCUCGGCGCCUACCGGCUGCGCGGCCGCGACUGCGCGCUGCGACACCGCUUCGUGUGCCAGAAGGAGGAGGACAAGGAGAAGCUCGCCAACGAGAUAGAGCGGGCGGCCAGGAAGCUCAAAUCCAUCGAGGGUACUGCGGGCGGACGACGUUUAGAC
Messenger RNA from Iphiclides podalirius (scarce swallowtail), 1269 nucleotides. NCBI's taxonomy places the organism in Eukaryota, Metazoa, Arthropoda, Insecta, Lepidoptera, Papilionidae. The record is from the annotation of a GenBank genome assembly.